This is a messenger RNA of Magallana angulata, 818 nucleotides long. RefSeq lists its product as uncharacterized. Bases 96 to 818 code for a protein of 240 amino acids. The transcript is spliced from 6 exons. The record is from RefSeq and is a predicted model, not a curated record. NCBI's taxonomy places the organism in Eukaryota, Metazoa, Mollusca, Bivalvia, Ostreida, Ostreidae.
UUCUAUUAGUAGCAAUGCUUUUCACUUGGUCAAUUACUCUUUGGUUAUUCAUAUUUGAAGGAUUGUAAUUUCCAUUAAAAAUCUUUGCAGUUACAAUGAUUCAGAUUACCAUGAUUAUUAUUCUUGUGGUUCUGAAAAUAUUAUGUGGAUUUGUUUCAACAAAUAAUAAGCCAAGCUGUCUGGAGUCAACAUUGUCAGCUGUGUAUGUGGAAUCAUGUCCCCGAACAGUCGAUGAAUGGAGAGAAGCAGACAAUAGGAAAAACUGUAAACAAAUUGCACAUAGUUGCACAUCUUUUGAAUACCACUGUGUAAUAAAUGCAUUGAAAAAUGGAACUGUUGAAGUAUGUGCACCAAGCCAACAGAUUAUUGGAAAGGUUUGUGCUGAAUUUAACUUUGGAGGAAAUAGAAUACAGCGAAAUGAUAACACACAAUGUCAAAAAUGUCCAGAAGUCUACAAUUCUAGUGAUGCUUUUAGAUAUCCUGAAUGUUAUGAUCAUGUAAAAAGUACGGAAAAGAUAAAUGAAUUACAAAGUACUAAAAAGUCACUUAACGUUAGCAUGGAUUCCUACACUACACAAUACGUAUCGAUCUCGUCACAUGAAAACGUGUCAUUUCCUGUAGAAACAAAUCUUAGUGUGGUGAUUGGACUUAGCGUUACGGCGGUAAUCGUUUCGAAUUUCUUGAUUGCCUUCCUUGUUUUUAUCUGUAUUGGUCGAUGUCGACAGCAAACCGAACAAAACCAACAAACACAAGGUUUCUCAAGGGUCGUCCAAAGCAGCAAGUUUUACGAAGAGAGUAACAUGAUUUCUGAAGUCUAA